AUGGAGGAGUCAUGGGACUCUUUGUCCCAUUCCUCUGGGGCUUCAAUGUCGUACGCCGCCAUCCAAUCCCAUUCCGGCGUAGGCGCGCGGGAGGAGGAAGAGGAAGACUGGAAGGAGAGGCCCGAUGAAGCGGAGGAGGAGGAGGAGGAAGACAUGGCUACAGAAGAAGGGGAUCCUCUCAAGCUCGCUGCGGAGCAGGAGCAGCACGUCGGCGACCUCGUCUGCGACCUAGUCGGCGUCCUCGUCUGCGACCUCCUCGCCGCCUUCCUCGUCUGCGACCUCCUCUUCUGCGACCUCGUCGCCGCGGAGCAGGUUCCUCCUCGCUGCCUUCCUCGUCUGCUCCAAGAUCACCGGCCGCCCCCGCCACGCACCGAACCACGCCGACACCGCUCGACGGCCUGCUCCAACCCCAAUCUCGCAGCUGCCGCCGAGGGGAAAACCUAUUGCAACAAGAGGCGCCUAUUCUAUUUUCAGGAGACGCCUCCAGCUGCCGACUUCACCGAGACUCAGCCGAUAGCCAAGGACGGGCCACCAGUGCCCAAGGAUAUGGAGUCGAGGGUGCAUGUGUCGGGUGAGCCGAUGCUAAUUAAAAGAUUGUACGAUGCUGCACCCGGUCCUAUGCGAUCUCUGGUGGACGGUGUUUGGCAUAUGGAGGAGCGGCGUCUCAAGGAGAAAGAUAAUGGAUACUCGGUGUAUGUGGCCAAGGUGCCCUCGGGCCAUGGCUUUGUCGAUAGCGGCUUCGCCCAGAAGAUCUUCUUGCGGUAUGAUGACAUCUUCGCCAUGUUGAACAGUUAUCCGCUGCACUACACCUUCGUUCGCCUAUACUCGAUCAGUAAGGCGAUGCGGAUCAUUAGAGACAAGACCCCGGGCAUCGCGAUAGCCGACCCCUUCUACAUGCGUGCCGUCCACUUGGCCAGCGCCGGUGACCGGAAAGUGGCGUCUGAGUACCUCAAAGGCUUCUUUCUAGCGAACCAUAAGAAGUACAACCUCCUCCUGCCUGUAUUUCCCGAAGAAAAUACCCUCACACUCAUCUCCAUAACCCCGAAAUAUUCCAUGGCCACAUACUUUGAUGCGGAGAGUAAGUCAAGCACGUACUACACGAAUGUAAAGGUUGUACUUGAUGAUGCUCUCAAUGGCUACGUCAAAGCUAAAGGCAUCAUGGAGAGGCCAAAUCGUAGGUACGGGAAGCACGUGUUCAAGCACAUAACAAAUUUCCCCUACGUCAAGAAGCCGCCUUCUAGUAAGAAGGAUGCCUACUACGACCUCCACCACAUGGAGGUGUUCAUACGGGACCAGCAGCAGCUUACGCUGCCUGAGCACCUCAGAGAAUGGGGCAACGGCUUGUUGCGGAUCCGGGACGACAACAUCAAGCAAGAGUUCUUUCGCAUCCAAAUACUGAAAAGAUAUAUCUACUAG
Lolium rigidum is the source of this 1416-nucleotide messenger RNA. RefSeq lists its product as uncharacterized. The coding region runs from base 1 to 1416 and encodes 471 amino acids. The transcript is spliced from 7 exons. NCBI's taxonomy places the organism in Eukaryota, Viridiplantae, Streptophyta, Magnoliopsida, Poales, Poaceae. The record is from RefSeq and is a predicted model, not a curated record.